CAGCUUCACAUCAUUCAUACCUUGCAUUUCACCCCUGCAUCCCAGUCGCCCUGCAGCCUCACACAGAUCCUGCACACACCGAGACAGCUGGCACUUACAUAUUCGCCAUUGGCCUGCCUCUGUUCACCCUCCAUGGCCCUGCUACUGGCCCUUAGCCUGCUGGUUCUCUGGACCUCCCCAGCCCCAAGUCUGAGUGGCACCAAUGAUGCUGAAGACUGCUGCCUGUCUGUGACCCAGAAACCCAUCCCGGGGUACAUCGUGAGGAAUUUCCGCUACCUUCUCAUCAAGGAUGGCUGCAGGGUGCCUGCUGUGGUGUUCACCACACUGAGGGGCCGCCAGCUCUGUGCACCCCCAGACCAGUCCUGGGUGGAACGCAUCAUCCAGAGACUGCAGAGGACCUCAACCAAGAUGAAGCGGCGCAGCAGUUAACCCAUGACAGCACCAGAGGGAGCCUGGAGUCCAAGUAAAGUGUUGUGAAUUAUUACCUAAUCUGGGGAACCGAGGACCAGAAGGAAGCACCAGGCCUCCAGCUCCUCUGCACCAGACCUGACCAGCCAGGACAGGGCCUGGGGUGUGUGUGCAUGUGAGUGUGAGCAAGAGGGUGACUGUGGUCAGAGUAAAGCUGCUCCACCCCCAGACUGCAAUGCUACCAAUAAAACCACUUGGUGUUUACAACUAA
This is a messenger RNA of Piliocolobus tephrosceles (Ugandan red Colobus), 679 nucleotides long. RefSeq names its product C-C motif chemokine ligand 19 (gene CCL19). The transcript has 4 exons. NCBI's taxonomy places the organism in Eukaryota, Metazoa, Chordata, Mammalia, Primates, Cercopithecidae. Bases 133 to 429 code for a protein of 98 amino acids. The record is from RefSeq and is a predicted model, not a curated record. Gene Ontology annotation, cellular component: extracellular region. Gene Ontology annotation, molecular function: CCR chemokine receptor binding; chemokine activity. Gene Ontology annotation, biological process: eosinophil chemotaxis; positive regulation of cell migration; positive regulation of GTPase activity.